Messenger RNA from Salvelinus sp. IW2-2015, 1105 nucleotides. The record is from RefSeq and is a predicted model, not a curated record. NCBI's taxonomy places the organism in Eukaryota, Metazoa, Chordata, Actinopteri, Salmoniformes, Salmonidae.
GCUAGUUCACACGAGGUCACACAAGGUCACACCCUGGAGCGGCGAAACCACGCGUAUUAUAUCUGAUAGACAAAACUGAAAAAGCAUCAUUAUUACCUCAGUGAUGGCGGGGAUAGCAUCCAAACUGCAGCACGACCGGGAGAAGGCGCAGGGCAUCGGUUCCAACGCGCGGGCGGUCAAAUAUCUCGGUCAGGACUUCGAGGCGCUGAAAGCCAGUUGUCUUGAACGCGGGCAGCUUUUUCAAGAUGAGCUUUUCGAAGCGAUCCCCGCGUCUCUUGGAUUCAAAGAUCUUGGACCAAAUUCUAGUAAAGUUCGUGGUAUCAAAUGGAUGCGACCGAUGGAGUUGACCUUUAAUCCCCAAUUUAUAGCUGGAGGGGCCACCAGGACAGACAUCUGCCAGGGGGCACUGGGUGACUGCUGGCUGUUAGCAGCUAUAGCUUCUUUGACUCUCAACAAACAGGUGUUGUCCCGGGUGGUUCCCAACGGACAGAGCUUCGACAAGGAUUAUGCUGGCAUCUUUCACUUUGAGUGGAGUUUUGAGGACUUCACCGGGGGCAUCGCUGAGGUCCAUGAAUGUGAGGAACGCUGGACCGAAACUCUUCAAGAUCAGGUCAGGAAAGCUCUGACCAGAGGCUCCCUGCUAGGCUGCUCGAUCGAUAUCAGUAACCUAGCUGACUCGGAGGCCAUCACGUCUAGUAAGCUGGUGCGGGGUCAUGCCUACUCUCUGACUGGAGCAGAACUGGUGUCGUACAGAGGAGACUCCCUGCAGCUGGUCAGGGUGCGUAACCCCUGGGGACAGGUGGAGUGGACUGGAGCCUGGAGCGACAACUCCUCAGAGUGGCACCAUGUAAGUGAUGAAGACCGGGCCAGACUGAUCAACAAAUCUGAAGAUGGAGAGUUCUGGAUGUCGUUCUCAGACUUCCUCAGUCAGUACUCGCGUCUGGAGAUCUGUAACCUUACACCGGACACCCUCUCAGAGGAUGAGUACCAGAAUUGGGCCCUGAACAAGUUUGAAGGCGCCUGGAGGAAAGGCUCCACAGCCGGGGGCUGCCGCAACUUCCCCAGUAUGGACCCUGGACCUUCUCUUCUGUCUACGUCUUACUGA